GCCGAUCAAAGUGCCAGUGAUGGCGGCACAAAGAUAUUCUCCCUGGAGGAGCUGCAAAAGGCAACCAAUAAUUUCGAUCACACCCGUGUGGUUGGACGCGGUGGCCAUGGCACUGUCUACAAGGGCAUCCUGACCGACCAGCGAGUGGUGGCCAUCAAGAAAUCAACGCUUGCGGUGAUCAGAGAGAUCGACGAGUUCAUCAACGAGGUCUCCAUCCUAUCGCAGAUCAACCACCGGAACGUGGUGAAGCUGCAUGGAUGUUGCCUAGAAUCUGAGGUCCCUCUGCUUGUCUACGAGUUCGUCUCCAACGGCACGCUCUACGACCUCCUGCACCGCGAGCAGAACGGUAGCUUGUCGCCGUGGUCCUGGGAGGAGCGCCUGAGGAUCGCCACCGAGAUUGCAGGCGCGCUCACGUACCUGCACUCCGCGGCUUCCGUGUCGAUCCUACACAGAGACGUCAAGUGCAUGAACGUGCUCCUGACGGACAGCUACACCGCAAAGGUUUCAGACUUCGGCGCGUCGAGGCUGAUCCCGAUCGACCAGACACACCUAGUCACUGCCGUUCAGGGCACGUUUGGGUACCUAGAUCCGGAGUAUUACCACACCGGUCAGCUCAACGAAAAGAGCGAUGUUUAUAGUUUUGGAGUGAUACUCGUUGAGCUGCUGACGAGGAGGAAGCCGAUCAUUCAGAACGAGUAUGGCGAGAAGCAGAACCUGUCCAACUACUUCUUGUGGGCUAUGAGGGAGAGGCCCCUCGAGGAGACAGUGGACGCUCAGAUCCUCGAUGAAGCGAAUGGGGAACGGGUUCUGUGCAUGGCUCGGUUGGCGGAGGAGUGCCUAUGUCUGACACGAGUGCAGAGGCCUACCAUGAAGGAUGUGGAGAUGAGGCUGCAGCUCCUGGCGGGGCGCCGUGUUGUACCAAGGGCGGGGCCGCAUGAAGGGGCACAACCUCGCCGUGAAGCUACGGGAGACGUUGGGCGUGGUUGUGUUGUUCCGGUGAUUGGUCAGCAUGGCUCACGCCAAUUCAGCCAAGAGCAGGAGUUCGCGUCGUCUCUGCGUGUACCGCGGUAGUUUGUAGGCAUGAAGCAUAUUGUUAGUAUAGAAUAAAAUGCAUAUACAGUUGUGUGUAUCCUAAUUACCUUUUGCUCGUGCUUGCAAAGUCCAAUUUUAUAACGUGUAUUUGAAAUUUCAAUUGAAAUAUGUAAAAGUGAUUUCUUUUUGGGCCAACCUGGACCCACCAAUCAGCAGAACCAACGACAUGCCUUUGUCUCCUCUGUUCCAAAACAGAGCGCAAAGGAGGACAACUUCCAUUGAAGGCGACUAGAGCUAGUCUGGAUGGUGCUGUUUUUCUGUUCCACCGUGCAAUGGGAAACGUUUUG
Molecule: messenger RNA, 1379 nt
Organism: Triticum urartu
Lineage: Eukaryota; Viridiplantae; Streptophyta; Magnoliopsida; Poales; Poaceae
Source: RefSeq, a predicted model, not a curated record